Messenger RNA from Corythoichthys intestinalis (scribbled pipefish), 991 nucleotides. Its product is annotated as F-actin-capping protein subunit alpha-2-like. Gene Ontology annotation, molecular function: actin filament binding. Lineage: Eukaryota; Metazoa; Chordata; Actinopteri; Syngnathiformes; Syngnathidae. Gene Ontology annotation, cellular component: actin cortical patch; F-actin capping protein complex. The record is from RefSeq and is a predicted model, not a curated record. The transcript has 10 exons. The coding region runs from base 39 to 944 and encodes 301 amino acids. Gene Ontology annotation, biological process: actin cytoskeleton organization; barbed-end actin filament capping.
AGACAGAUCGUAUUGAAAUUGGGGGAACCACCCAUGUGAUGACGUCACGGCGCGCUGACAAGCUGGUGGUGCCGGAAGAAAAGAUGGCGGAUUAUUACGACCCGAUCAGCAACCAGGAAAAGGUGCGCAUAGCAGCUAAAUUCCUCAUUCACGCCCCACCAGGAGAGUUUAAUGAAGUUUUCAAUGAUGUGCGAUUGCUGCUCGACAAUGACAAUCUUCUCAGAGAAGGCGCAGCGCAUGCGUUUGCACAGUACAACUUGGAGCAGUUUACCCCUGCAAAAAUUGAGGGCUACGACGACCAGGUCUUAAUCACAGAACAUGGAGAUCUAGGGAACGGCCGUAUCCUAGACCCCAAGAACAAGAUCUCUUUCUCCUAUGACCACUUGAGAAAGGAAGCCAGUGACCCCCGGCGUCAUGAUGUUGACAGCUCCAUAGAGGAGUGGAGGAGUGCCGUGGACACAGCUGUCAGGGCCUAUGUCAAAGAGCACUACCCCAGCGGAGUCUGCACCAUUUACGGCAAAAACAUCGAUGGACAACAGACCAUCAUUGUAUGCAUUGAGUGCCAUCAGUUUCAGGCCAAAAACUACUGGAAUGGACGCUGGAGGUCAGAAUGGAAAUUCACCAUCUCUCAAUCCUCCACUGAAGUGGCAGGAAUCAUGAAGAUUCAGGUUCAUUACUAUGAGGAUGGCAAUGUUCAGCUCGUAAGCCACAAGGACGUGAGGGAGAAAAUGACCAUUUCUAAUGAGGUUUCAACCGCAGAAAGGUUUGUAAAGAUCAUGGAGACAGAAGAAGGCAAAUAUCAGAGAGCGAUCAACGAGAAUUAUCAGACCAUGUCGGACACUACUUUCAAAGCCUUACGCCGCCAGCUUCCUGUGACGCGCACCAAGAUCGACUGGAACAAGAUUUUGAGCUACAAGCUCGGCAAGGAGAUGCAAAAUGCUUGAAAAAAAAAUAACUUACCCCACACCACCUUGUCUUUAACAUACAGACA